Messenger RNA from Rasamsonia emersonii CBS 393.64, 606 nucleotides. Its product is annotated as Protein FAM96B. The record is from RefSeq and is a predicted model, not a curated record. The coding region runs from base 1 to 606 and encodes 201 amino acids. NCBI's taxonomy places the organism in Eukaryota, Fungi, Ascomycota, Eurotiomycetes, Eurotiales, Trichocomaceae. The transcript is spliced from 2 exons. Gene Ontology annotation, biological process: iron-sulfur cluster assembly.
AUGCCGUCUGAAAUGCAAAACUUAAACCCAACGAUUCUAAAUGCAGCUGACCUCCCAACUCGCCAAAGACCCAAGUCUGCUCGCGGUGAAUCGUAUGACGGCAGCAUAUUCGGCAAUGCGGUCUCGGCAAAUUUGAGCGAUCCCUUCGCUGUCGACAUCUACAGUUCUGGAGAAUCAGAAAAUGAUGAUGAGAACUUGUUAGAAGAACCGAUAGAUGAGCAGGAGAUUUUCGAUCUUAUUUCCGGGAUAUCAGACCCAGAACAUCCGAUAUCUCUAGGAUCUCUUGCUGUCGUCUCACUUCCUGACAUAUCUAUCACGCCCUCCUUACCCAACAAUCCGCAAUCUCCUCUUCGAAUCGUCACUGUUCUUAUCACACCGACCAUCACGCAUUGCAGCCUGGCCACGGUGAUAGGUCUCGGUGUACGAGUCCGCUUAGAACAGUCCCUUCCACCUCGAUUCCGUGUCGAUGUCCGCAUAAAGGAGGGAACACAUAGCACGGCCGAGGAAGUGAAUAAACAAUUGGCAGACAAAGAGAGAGUAGCGGCAGCCUUGGAGAACGGAACGUUGAUGGGCGUUAUCGGAAAGAUGCUAGAAACAUGCCAGUGA